This is a messenger RNA of Lachancea thermotolerans CBS 6340, 2793 nucleotides long. It is a transcript of the gene LPX2, whose product is annotated as Lpx2p. The coding region runs from base 1 to 2793 and encodes 930 amino acids. Gene Ontology annotation, biological process: eisosome assembly. NCBI's taxonomy places the organism in Eukaryota, Fungi, Ascomycota, Saccharomycetes, Saccharomycetales, Saccharomycetaceae. The record is from RefSeq and is a predicted model, not a curated record. The transcript has a single exon.
AUGUCCUUGAUAUCCGCAGCAGCUGAUGUCAACGAUGCGAGCUCCACAACUUCAGCUGGUUCUGUGAGAUCAUCCGCGGUUUAUCGCAAGGAUGGAAAGCCUCUUUCGCAAGAGGCACUCUACAGAGCCCAGCAAAAAUACGGGGUAUUCCAAUCACCCGCCAGGCAAACAGGUUCUGGCCUUAAGGACUCUAAAAUGGCAUCUGACGUAGCCGCCAACCUCGCCAAUAACAACAGAACGACGAUCGAGGCAUACAAGCGCGUCCUUGACUCGAACGCCUCGAGAGCUGCAACUGCCGUUUCGUCGCGCUCGCGCUCCUCCAGUGUGACUUCCAAUGCUACCGUGGUUACGACAAGCUCCAAGUCGACUAAUGCAGCCGUCAAGGCGCUAUCAUCCAAGCCUGUGGAGCAGCCCGUCGCUCCAAAGAAGUCGAACAUGAACAUGUCAAAAAUUCUUGUGGGCGCUGAGGCAGCUGCUGAGAAGCGCAUUGGAAUCCGCAUGAAGCCAGAAAAGAUUGUUUAUGUGCCAUCGAAGGAGUCCGGAAAGGCCGCAGAACGUAGCAUGUCCCUAACUCCAGAGAUUAUGGACAAGCUCAAGACCAAAGGAGACUAUGAGGCCGAAGCUGAAGUUGAGGCGGACCCUAAGAAGUAUGCUUCAAAAGCAGCAUUUGCAGUUCGUGAUUUCGACCCCAACGAGGCCACUGAGAAAGAGCUCCUGGAGCGCGAAAAGAAAAAGCAAGCCUACUUUGGAAUGCUGACCUCCCCCCAGGUGUUGUCAUUGGCCCGGGCCAAUGCCCAGGUGAAGCUUGACCAAAUUGACAAAGCUGCACCUGGCAGCUUGUACAAAAACGAGGAGUUCAACAAAUUGGCCGUCGCCUUGGCGCAAAAGAACUCCACAAAGCGGUCUGAGCACCAUGGCAAAAUCAAUAUGGGCGGUGGCUUGUGGUUGACACAGGCUGAUGUCCAAAACAUUGCCCAGGGCCUCAUUACGCCCGUUUUGGAUGAGGUUGACAGCAGAGCGUUGCAGCAAAGAGCUAUUGACGAGGACAUCAAGCAGAGGAAGAUUGACUUCAAAGAGCAGAACGCGGCAUGGAUUGAGUUACAACGUAAUAAGCUCUCUAACGACAAAAUGUAUUCGAGAGAGACUCGCAUGAGACACAAGCGCGAGACCGAAGGUUUGCAUGCCCGUACGGAGAGAAAGUUCCAAGACUUGUGCGCCUCCAAGGACUCUGAGGUGGCAGAGAUGGAGAAGGCUCUCCAGAAUGCUAAGGAUUCCUAUGCAGCUCUUCAAAAGCAGAUGGAGGAAGAUUUGGAAAAGGAACGUCUACGUGUUGAGGCUGAAGUCGCUGCUCUGAAGAAGGAGCAAGAGGAAGACUUGAAAGCAGCCCGCGUUGAACAAGAGCAAGAAUUGAAGCCUUACGUGGACGAUGUUAAGGCUGCGGAAGCGGAGCACGAAAGAUUGACUGCCGAACGUGACUCUCUCAACAAAGAGAUUGAGGAACUGAGGGCCUCCAUUGAAAGCCACAAGGUGAGAAUCGAGGAGUUGGACAACGAGAUAUCGGAUUCUGCGGCCAAGCACGAGGAAGAAGAGGGCAAACGCGAGGAACUCACCAAGCACAAAGAAGAGUUUGACCAGGAGGUUAGCGAGAAGUUCACGGUGAUUGCGCAAGCUGCCAAGGAAAAAGCCCAGAAGUCUUCUGAGGAGGCACGCUUAAAACAGCUUGAAGUGGACGCCAUGAUCAACGAGCGUCAAAGUGAACUGAACUCCACAGAGCUGGAGUUGAAGAAGGAAAAGCUGUCUCUGCUCGAGGCUAUGAGAAAUGUCACAGAGUUGAAGGGCGAAGACAAGCUUGACGAAAACAGGGUCAAGGCUCUUAUUGGUAUGACUUCCGAGGAAUUCAUCGCGGAGAACAACAAGAGUGUCAAUGUUUCCGAUGACAAGUUUGAGCCUUUUAACGAGCACACCGCUUCCACGAAAUCUAUCAAACACGAAGAGGGUGUCCUAGGUGAGGGAGGUGCGAAGACUAACUCUGACGAGCUCCCCGUCAAGGACUCAGCUGAGAAGUCGAGUGAACACUUGAACUCGACUGCCGAGAAGUCUAUAGAGCCCGCCAAGGCUUCCUCCCCUUACCCCGCGAAGCCAAGUAUGGUUGACGCUGUUCUUCCAAAGGACUUCAAACCCGAGGUCAAGCCCAAAGCCAAACCGGCCCACAAAACACCUCAACAGGGAGCCGCUGCUGGUGGCGAGCCAGCCUCCGCCAAAUCCGGAGUGAAAAGAUCGCCAUCGCUCAAGCAGAAGUUCAUGGGAAUCAUUAAGGGUGACACCAAGAGCCAAUCUAAGCCUGCGGCCGCUGCCACUCCAGUCCACCCUCCUGCUACGGUAAAGAAAGCUGCGCCAAAGAAGGCUGCCGCUUCGUCGGAGGCUGAUACACCUGCUAAGGUCUCGCCAGCCAAGGACACCGCCAAGACUGAGAUCCAAAAGAUCGCGCAGGGCGGUCCUGCUCCUGCUCCUGAGCCUGAGCAUAAAACCGCUCCGGCAGUUGACAACGCAACCACCAAAAGCGUGAGCACUCUUCAGAAGCCUACAAACUCUGGCAUUGACAAGUCCGAAAUCCACAAGAUUGCGCAAGGCGGUCCCGCCCCAACAUCUGGUCAUAGCAACCAUACAAGGACCAGUGUCUACGAAAAUGGCGACAACUCCGACGACGAGGACGAGUUGCCAGACUCCAGCGAGGCCGGUGAAAACGGAAUCGGCGCUGACAAGAAGGGCAGCCUCUUCAAAGAAGUUUUUUAA